GCGCCUCCGGAAAAGAGAUCCUAUGAGUGGUACUUCCCGGAGACGGGCGAACGCCUACACCUUGGCUUGCAUGACGCCAAGGAAGAGGAGGAUCUGUGGAUUUUUCUUCGCCAGCUCACGGGGCUGGAAAACAUGGAAGCGGCCAAGGAGUUUGCGUGGAACAACGCAGGAACUUCUGGCCUGGAGGCCUUCGGACUUAUCCUGAAGAUCUAG
Symbiodinium pilosum is the source of this 213-nucleotide messenger RNA. NCBI's taxonomy places the organism in Eukaryota, Dinophyceae, Suessiales, Symbiodiniaceae. The record is from the annotation of a GenBank genome assembly.